UACAUGCUGAGAUGCCUGUAACCAAAUCUAAAGGAAUUCAACUCUGGAUUAAUCUCUCUGCCAAAGACAAAAUGAUAGAGCCCUCUUUUCAGAAUCUUAAGGAUGAAGAGAUCAAAAAGGCGAAUCCUGAAGAAGGAAUUGAAGUUAAAGUUAUUGCAGGUUCAAGCUUUGGUGUUAAAAGUGAUGUGUUUACUAGAACCCCUACCAUAAUCGGUUAUUUUGGUGAAAAUCGAUUCAAAGGGCAAGAAAGUUAUGCUUUAUUCUUGGAUAAUAAUAAUGGUGAUUAUUUACCAGUUGAUGCGGCUGAUAAUGAUGUUAGAUUUAUGCUCUUUGCCGGUCAACCUUUAAAGGAACCAGUA
Messenger RNA from Dentiscutata heterogama, 359 nucleotides. The record is from the annotation of a GenBank genome assembly. NCBI's taxonomy places the organism in Eukaryota, Fungi, Glomeromycota, Glomeromycetes, Diversisporales, Gigasporaceae.